GAUUUCACCUGUUUGGGGGUAGUGGUGAGCUCACUCUGAAUUUGGAGAGGAAUGGAGGGUGUGGUGGGAAUUUGCUAUACUUUAGAUGGCCUUCUACUGUCUGCAUCCUCUACAGCAUGAAUUUUACUUCUGAGGUCUGCUUUCUGCAGGUUAUGUUGAGAAUCCUGCUUGGAAUGACUUCUUCCAACACCACCCUUCACAUCUAGCUCAGCCCCUGGAGGAACCAUGGCCCCGCUCCUCAGUUACGUCUCCAAGUUCAAGUCCUUCUUCAUCUUGUUCUUCACACCCCUCAUCCUCCUGCCACUCCUCAUCUCCGUCGGGACCCAGGAAGCAAAAUGUGCCUUCGUCAUCCUCGUCGUGGCAGUGUACUGGUGCACAGAAGUCAUCCCUCUGGCUGUCACAUCCCUCUUACCUGCCCUGCUAUUCCCUCUGCUCAAAGUCUUGGACUCCAAAAAGGUGUGCAUCCAGUACUUGAAGGACACCACGAUGCUGUUCCUCGGGGGGCUGAUCGUGGCUGUGGCCGUGGAGCGCUGGAACUUGCACCGCCGGAUCGCCCUGCGAUCGCUCCUGCUCGUCGGCACCAAACCCGCCCUGUUGAUGAUGGGCUUCAUGGGAGUCACCGCUUUCCUGUCCAUGUGGAUCAGCAACACGGCCACCACAGCCAUGAUGAUCCCCAUCGUGCAGGCCGUACUGAGUCAGCUGCAAGACGUGGAAAUGGGGAUGGAGGAAGGCCUUUCUGAGAUUGAGAUGGAGACGAAGGAAGAAGGAGGCGAGCAAGAGACCCCCGAGGUCCCCGAGGCCGUCAGGGAGCCGGACUACAGCGCUAUAUCUGAAAAGAAGUCCAUCUGCAAGGCUCUGACCAUAUGCAUAGCCUACGCGGCCAGUAUCGGCGGGACGGCCACGCUGACCGGAACGGGACCCAACGUCGUCCUCUCUGGGCAGAUGCACUCGCUGUUCCCCAGGAACAGGGAUGUGGUGAACUUUGCCAGCUGGUUUGGAUUCGCUUUCCCCAACAUGUUACUGAUGCUGCUGCUGGCCUGGUUUUGGUUGCAGUGCUUCUUCUUGGGGCUCAACUUUAAGAAACUGUGGGGCUUAGGGAUGGAGAAAACGAGGAAAGAGAAAGUGACCUACGAGUUGCUGAAUGCAGAGUAUACCAAGCUGGGGCCGCUCACCUUCGCCGAAAUCAACGUCCUUAUUUGCUUCAUCCUGCUGGUAUUUCUGUGGUUCACCCGGGAUCCCGGCUUCAUGCCCGGCUGGCUGUCCUUCUUCUGGGUGGACGGCAAAACCAAGUAUAUGACUGACGCGACCGUCGCCGUCUUCAUAGCGAUAUUGCUUUUCAUCGUUCCCUCCAAGAAACCUCAAUUCAACUUCCGAAGCCAGACGGAUGAAGAGUGGAAGGAACCAUUUUACCCGCCGGCCCUGCUGACCUGGAAGGUGACCCAGGAGAGAGUGCCCUGGGGCAUUGUGCUGUUGCUAGGAGGAGGGUUUGCUCUGGCCAAAGGAGCUGAAGUCUCCAAGCUGUCCAACUGGAUGGGGGAUCAGAUGAAGCCUUUGAAGUCGGUGCCCCCGUCCGCCAUCACGGUGAUCCUGUCCAUCUUUGUGGCCAUCUUCACCGAGUGCACCAGCAACAUCGCUACAGCCACCCUGUUUCUCCCCAUCUUUGCUUCCAUGGCUCAGUCUAUCGGACUCAACCCACUGUACGUCAUGCUGCCGUGUACUCUUAGUUCGUCGUUCGCCUUCAUGUUGCCUGUGGCCACACCUCCAAAUGCUAUAGUGUUUUCCUUUGGCCAUCUCAAAGUUGCCGAUAUGGCCAAAGCUGGAUUCGUCCUGAACAUUAUCGGGAUCUUAUGUGUGGUGCUAGCCAUCAAUACCUGGGGGGCGGCCCUGUUUGAUUUGAACACCUACCCCGCUUGGGCCAACGAGACUGAAAUCCCAAUGGACUAAGAUCUGAAGGAGGCAAUCUGCCAAAGCUCAAGGACCUCGGUGUUACCUUUCUCCUUUGGGGCCGAACUCCCACCCGAAAGCUCACUACGUCACCCCCACACCCCUAUCCCCGACUCCCCUCCAAACCCUAGAUUUGGAGCCCCGUGGCUCUGUCAGGCUGAAACAACUGAGCCUCGAUGGAGCCUCAGGCAGGGCACCCGAAAACAACUGGCUGCACCCCGGUCCGACUAUCUCGUCGUCCCCCGACCCUGGACUCCUGAUAUUUUCACUAGACAACUGCCGGGCUAGAACCCGCUCGCUGCCGCUUCCCCGGUCCACCAUCAUCGACGCAAAUGCCCUGAGCGGACGUGGAGGUUUAUUUACCGUUCCCGGCUGCUCGUAGGGAAGGCCGCGAACACUCCGGCUCGCUAAGGAACCUUCUGGGGGUGGGAGGCAUUGAAAGGCCAAUGAGGGAACGUUCUGAGCACCUCACGCUCCACUGCCUAUAGACUCUUAAUUUCCAUCUACCUCAGAUUUGGAACGAUCCACGAGCAAACUGCACACUGAAUCGACAACGUCAACGGUAGCAAAAUCCUCCCCCCGGCCUUCAGGUGUCACGGCGACCGUCUCUCCGGAGGUUAAAAACCAGCUUCCCGCCUCACUCUAUCUGGCUCCCGAAUAUGGUCCCCACUGUCGCUCUGGGUUUUCCCAGAUGCACUGCUUCUUAUGAAGGAUGAGGCUAAGCUCUGAUAAAGGCCGGUCGAACGGACACCCCACUUUCCGUCUGGGGGCUUCCUAAGAUGGCACGCUGUGCCUUCUCAGUUCUGAGAUGAAACUCUUUUAAAUAUUCUGUUUCUUUUCACUUGCUAGGGAAGGCGUAAAUGCCAUCGGAUGGGUGCCGUUUAUCUUUGAUAUCUUCUGAGUGUCGCCCAGGGUCUUGUGUGUUCCCGGGAGGGGACUGCUUUAGGCCCCUCAGUCCAAGAUCCAAAAUGCACUACUUACUGUCUUGAGCUGGGAAUUUCCCUGGCCAAACUGUCUUCCAGCUAACUACUCCCAGAGGAGCUACUCUCUGUAGCGUUUCCAGAAACUCCCGUCUCCUUCCGAGAGAAUCAGUGCCAUUCAGGGUUCAGCUCUUGGAUGAAAACUAAAAUCUGUGGGAGACUCCCUUUACUUUACAAAUCGCAAUUCUUUCACCUUGGCAAACUUGCCGAGUUUGUGGAUGUGAUUCCAACAGUGGGUUACGUGGAUAAGGCUCACUAUUCAAAAACAAUUUCUUUUUCUGUACUGGUAAGAUGUUAAGACUUUGGGCAUAAAGCAAGAAGACUCCAUUUUUUUUUUCUAAAUUUACUUCUCUAAUUUGAACUCUCCUUUGGGCUUCUAAGUGCCUUAAUCUUAGGCUAUGUUGAAGAAAAUAGAAAAGUAAACUUUCCCCUAAAUGUGAGCAAUUGCCUUUCUGUUUAAAAAUGAGACUCUUGUUUUGUGGAGCUCUCGUAGGAUUUAGAGUUAAAAAUAAAAUUUUGAGGUGUAGUUAUUGUCUAGGGCAUCAAAUGCACAGAUGCGAAACUAUCCAGGAAUAAGAUCAAACUGAGGUACCUCCAUCUCUUUUACAUGUCUGAUGAUUUCUGAUCAAAGCUGUUUUGUAAAUACAGUUUCUUUUUCCAUGGAAAA
Molecule: messenger RNA, 3591 nt
Organism: Ornithorhynchus anatinus (platypus)
Lineage: Eukaryota; Metazoa; Chordata; Mammalia; Monotremata; Ornithorhynchidae
Gene: SLC13A5
Product: solute carrier family 13 member 5
Exons: 13
Coding region: 226-1944 (572 amino acids)
Biological process (GO): citrate transport; monoatomic anion transmembrane transport
Cellular component (GO): membrane
Molecular function (GO): succinate transmembrane transporter activity; citrate transmembrane transporter activity; sodium:dicarboxylate symporter activity
Source: RefSeq, a predicted model, not a curated record